UUUAUUGACAAAAGGGAGUUAGCUCGAGUCCUUGACCAGCCUGACAGCCGUAGCCUUUCAGCCGACCAAGUGACGGGUCUCACAUACAUACGGUAGAGUCAUGCGAAAAAAACUAGGACACCAUCAAUGACAUGAUUGAUGGAUAGGCCAGAGGCUUUGCCCCUUCUGCCGACAUGUAUAGCACGGCACGCUGUACAAAUCCCUCACUGGCGAGGCCUGGCGCCCCCCCACAAACAAACUCACAGAGCCCACGCCCCUGGUAUGUAGCGAUGAUCUCUCUCUGCUAGCUCUAGCUUCAACCGAAGUCAGUCAGGUGAACACAUACAUAGCUGUACUUACAUCCAGCCAGGUAGCUCACAACUUGCUACUCACUCGUCGUGCAUGCUCUCGUCGCCCGCCGCCUCCCCCGGUCCCUCAGGCUGUCUGCCUCCCUCUCCCUCGCCCCCAUCAUCGGGAAGCUCCGCUCCUCCCUCCAUCUCCUCCUCAUUCUCCUCACCUUCAUCGCCCGCAUCGCCCUCGUUGGAGAUGUUGUGACGCUGCCGCUGGCUCAAAGCUUGCGCCACACCACUCAGCAACCGGCUCUGAAGGAAGGAAUCCAUCCACACACGAACAACCAAUCAGUUGAUCAGUCAAUCGGUCGUCAUUUGGUUGUUUUGCUCAUGUCUUUCUCCUCCCCUCACUCACCAGAGAGGACCCACUGCGACUUGUUUGCGGCUGGUGCUGCUGGUGGGCCGCCAUGCGGUCGAAGUAGGCCUGACAUGCCGCCAGACGAGAACCUGUGCUCUGGGUGUACAAUACCUGCGGACAGAUCCGUCCAUCCAUCCAUCCAUCCGUCACACGCACCAACAGAAAUGCUCAGGCAGAUACACGAGUGCACUUGACGGGUUGUGUCUGACCUCAAAGCUGUCGAAUGCUGUGGGUGCUACGGGCCCGAGGGCGGAUGAUGCGAUGCAGGAACUCAGCCAGAACGACAUUGACUCUAGCGCCUGAACGCUCGGAUAGGAAGCCGACAGCCCCGGCUCGGAGCCGACGGACUAAACACACAACACAAAUCCAACACGACGCAACUCAGCCAGAAGCCAUCCACCUCUCCUUGACUUUCCUCUCAUCGUCUCCUCCCUCCCCGCUUUAUCUACCUCUGUGAGUUCCUGACGUGUGGCGGCGUCGAGUCGAUCGAGUCCCUCGACGACCUUCUCUUUUACGCGGCGCGCAGCUUCCACCAGCCCCGCCAGCUGGCCAUCCUCCACAGGCGUGUCAACCACCUCUGACAUUACCAGCAAGCCAAGCAGGGGGAGGGAGAAAGUGAAAUACAAAACGACAACCUGCUUUCUCUCCGACCUUUCACAGUGCAAUAGGACAACCCCAAUGUGCCGUCUUCGACCUGGUUGCAACAACACACUGGUAUAAUUUCUGAGAUGACCAGUGAGUCAGUCAAUCAUAGCCUACCCAGUGCGACUGCACACGCACACGACGUCGCAGACGCGCCCUGAUGUGCCAUCGGCCUGUGAAGAGAAAGCACGAGAGGGUGACACAAGUCACGAGAGUCUGUAUACAUGAGGGUGGGCGACUGACCAUCGGGCAGCCUCAGCGAGUCGAUGAGUUCGGCCACGAGGCCAAUCUCCCCAAUCAGGUCGCUGGUGUUGCUCGUGUGGCGACGCAGAGGCAGGUACAAAAAUCUCCUACCGACAAGAAAAGGACAGGACGGAUGCAAUGAGUGUUGGGUUCGCCUCACCCACCCUGACACCCACACAUGCAGUUACCUAUGUGCCUCGGUGAUUCUCUCCAUCAUGAGCCUGUAUCUUGGCUCGAAGAAAUGAAGGGCUAGCAGACAACCUGUGUCCGUGACGUGGCCACACAGGGAGUCAGUCAUCCGGACCCACACGAGGCCCCAUCUCAGAGGACUCACUAGGUACUGUAUUUCUGUACCUGGUAAGUUGGCAGGGUCCUUCAUGCGGUGAGCAAAAGUCACAUGAUAGAGAAGGAGAUAGGCAAUCAUGCAUGUACUCUUGAGAUAGGGCAAUCCUUUCUUUUUUUUGCGGUAAUCUGGCUCCAGACAAACUCACGUACGUUGUAGAAGAAAACGGGGAGUGUCUGGUCGAUCUCUUGAAGUUGUCGUGUCGCCUCUUCCAACCGCUCGGUGUACGCAGCCACGCCCAACACGGCCCUGCAGGCGUCACAGACAGACACAAUGGACGAACGACCUCUUUACAGAGAGCAUACAGGUACCUUGCAAGAUCAGCCAGCAUCCGACAUUCGCUGCUCUGUACAGGGUCGAUAAGACACACCGCCCUGCCACCGUGCACCCACAUCCAAAACAUUGACUCCAUUCACACGGCCCGUUGUUGCAUGUCUUCCGGGACACUUUUCUACCGGCACGAUGGACAUUUCUUGCGUGAAACCUUCAUCGAGGACACCAGACACGAGCGGCAGAACCUGUUGAAGCAUGACCGAGAUAGAUUGACCACCCAUCUGCGUGGAACUCUGUGCACUCUUCUUACGUGUGGCCGCAGGGGACGCAGAUGGGCUGGCACACCACCUGCAGGCACAUGAUGGAUACGCACAUGAGGGAGAGAGGAAAACAUCGAUGUCGAUGCGCUUGAGUGCUCGCCUGUAGACAGAUGGAGCACUCCAGUAUAUUGGAAAGGGCUGCCACAGUGUUCGGCUCGCCUUGAGCCUCAGCCGACACGCUCGUCGCCGACGCACUCAUCCUCAACAGGUAUCUACGACACACUCGCGAAGCAGCAGCU
This is a messenger RNA of Vitrella brassicaformis, 2747 nucleotides long. The record is from the annotation of a GenBank genome assembly. NCBI's taxonomy places the organism in Eukaryota, Vitrellaceae.